AUGAGUGGUGUUCAAGGGAAAUUGUCAGGUCGUGUGAUGAACAUGAAGUUCAUGCGAUUUGCUAAAGAUGAUAGUGAAUCUGAGACAGGAACAAGGGAAAGUUCUCCAUCGAUAAAGGAAGAUAGUGUUGGAACGUCUAGGAGCUCUAAUAAUAAUAAUUCAAGUGGAAGCGGGUUUCAUGAUAGUAGUGAGUGGUUCGCUACUAGUGCCAACAAACAGAAUCUUGAUAAAAAUAAAAAAAAUAAGAGAAAAGUCUUCGUUAGGGCUAAAAAGGGUCCAGUCAGGGCUGUAAUCGCAGAUAAUGUCAGCUUAACCCAUUUACAAAUGCAAAAAGGUAAUAAUGUACGAACAACAAAUGAUAAAAUCCAAAAUAGUACUGGUAAUAUAGGAAGACGGAAAUUCAAUGAAAUAUCAAAGAAACGUAAGGUCGAAAACGAUAGUACAGAAGAUACUGACGAUUAUGAAUUAGAUCGUGUGUUUAAGGAGAGCAUCAAACGUCGUAAAACUUCCGAUAGUAACAAAAAAAAAUAG
This is a messenger RNA of Maudiozyma saulgeensis, 531 nucleotides long. NCBI's taxonomy places the organism in Eukaryota, Fungi, Ascomycota, Saccharomycetes, Saccharomycetales, Saccharomycetaceae. The record is from the annotation of a GenBank genome assembly.